This is a messenger RNA of Hypanus sabinus (Atlantic stingray), 18856 nucleotides long. It is a transcript of the gene pus7l, whose product is annotated as pseudouridine synthase 7 like. Gene Ontology annotation, biological process: pseudouridine synthesis. Gene Ontology annotation, cellular component: nucleus. Bases 208 to 2301 code for a protein of 697 amino acids. The record is from RefSeq and is a predicted model, not a curated record. The transcript has 11 exons. Lineage: Eukaryota; Metazoa; Chordata; Chondrichthyes; Myliobatiformes; Dasyatidae. Gene Ontology annotation, molecular function: RNA binding; pseudouridine synthase activity.
GAUACAACGUGCGCGGAAGGGAGGGCUUUGACUGACUUCAGUCGGAGGAGGGAGUUCUCAUAGCUCAGGCGGUCAUUACAGCUACUGGGCGUCUCAUUGCAGAAAGCAGUGAGACCCAAUACAAGCUUGAGGAGUGACAUCUCAUCUAACAUCUGGGCACGUGGAAUCUGGACUAAAUAGUAAAUUCACAGACUGAGGAGUGUUGACAUGGAGGCAGCCUGGUGCUGGGUAGGCGAUCACGUUGGCUUCUGCGGUACGAUCAAGAACUCUGCCGGUGAUUUUGUGGUGACGGAGAUUGACACACGUGGAAGGCUGGUCAGUGACAUUCGAGGUGAUGGUGCCCUGGACACGUGUCCCAUUAACUACAAGCAGUUUAGAUCCCAUCCAACACCCAGCAAAAGGCUAAAGAAAUGGGAAAAUACAGCGGAAAGUGAUGAUGAACAGACAAACAUUGAUAAAUCUGAGGAUUUCACUGUUGUAGGCAGCAAAAUCAGCCAGACGGCUAGUUGUGGAUUGUCAGAGCCUGCACUUAAUUCCUCCCCGGCAGAAAUGGGAGGAAGUACUGUAGAGGCGCUUCUGGGCAGCUCGACAGCCACGUUGUUAGAGCAGUUUGCAAUUUCAGCUAAAGAAAACCAGCCCUCAAAGGGGGAGAGUGAGGCGACAUUUUCACUUGGGACUUUCCAAGAGAAAAGCCAGCGAGCAGCUGUCCACUUAGCUGUACGGAAAAGAUUUCCCUUCCUAAGGACUGUUACCAGCGGCACCGAGAUUCGAGUCAGGCUUGACCCUCUGUACGCCGAGCUCUGUCAGCUGGUGUCUGAGAAGGAGGCGGAUGGCUUUUUCCGCUUCUUGGAUUCGAAGGACCGAACUUCCAAGUUUUCUUUUCAGCCUGAUGGAAACAAGGAACAUCGGAAGGCUGUCCACCAUUUUGUAAGCCGGUAUUUUGGGAAGCUGCUGGAAACUAAAAGCUUUUUGGAGCAAGUUAAUGGAAGCCAGGGUGAUGCAGUGAUCACUGUGAGGUUUCGAGGCAAAACGAUCAGUGGCAGGAAAAGAACUGAUGAAUGCCAAGCACUUUACACAGCAUUCACCCUGUGCAAGGUGAACAUGGAAACUCUGGAUGCUGUUGCUUGCCUGGCCUCUGAACUUGGUGUGGUACCGUCGGACUUCAGCUACGCAGGCAUCAAAGACAAGAAAGCUGUAACUUCCCAGACCAUGGUGGUGAAGGAUGUGACAAUCAGCAGGUUAAAAGCAGUUCAGUCAUCGAUCCAAAACAAAGAUUUGAAAAUAUAUAACCUGCACCCUGCAACCCAGCACUUGCAAGUUGGGCAGUUGAAAGGAAACCAUUUUAGUAUCAUCAUAAGAAAUGUCAGCAAGUACCUGGAAGAUGAUCCUGAAGCAAGUCUGACUGAAAGGGUGUUUGAUGCCAUUGAGAAUAUCAAGGAGAAAGGAUUUGUGAACUACUACGGGCCUCAGAGGUUUGGCCUGGGACAGAACGUUCAAACAGAUCAGAUCGGUUUAGCUCUCCUCAAGCAGAACUUGGUGAAAGCUCUGCAUUUAUUCUUUACACCAGAAGAAGGAAAUGACCCUGUUAAUAAGGCCAAAAGGCAUUUUAUUCAUACUGAGGAUGCCAAAGCAACUCUUGGCCUGAUGCCUGAGUACAAAACAAGAGAGCGACUGGUGCUGCGUGCAUUGAAUCGCUAUGGCAAUGGUCACGAAGGCUGUACGCGGGCUUGGCUAAGUUUGCCACACAACAUGCGCAUUUUGUACGUCCACUCGUAUUGCAGUAAGAUCUGGAACAAAGCUGCAUCCUUCCGCUUGAAAACCUAUCGCAUGAACGUUGUGGAGGGGGACCUGGUCACCUGUGAUAGACUGGAGCAAGAUGACUCAUCUCAAAAUAGCCUUCAGGUGCAUGUGGUGACAGCCAAAGAUGUGGAAUCAAGCACGUACUCCAUUGACCAGGUUGUUCUCCCCAUGCCUGGCUACAGCGUCCAGUAUCCCUGCAACAAACUAUCUUCAUGGUACCAAGAAGCUUUGGCGCGAGAUGGGCUGGAGACGAGCAGAUUUCGAAUUCCCGCGCUGCAACUGAACAUUCCAGGAUGUUAUCGGUCACUCCUGGCACGGCCUCAUGAACUUGUGUAUCAGUGGUUGGAAAGUGAAGAGGCGCUCUGUGCAAUGGAAGACUUUGCUAUUGGCGAAUCCAAGCUGCUGCCAAAAACAGGCAAAGCUCUUUCUUUGUCAUUCAGCCUGAAUUCAUCAAGUUAUGCAACAGUGUGUCUUCGGGAAAUAAUGAAAUGCGGUGUGUAAUUCAAUGUACAGUAUGCUCUUUGACAGAUUCACUGCUGCAGUUGUCAGCGAGCCAGAUCUCCAGAACUUCCUCCAUUUCACUCUGGUAAUUUUGGACAAUUGAUCUGAGUUUACAACUCCACCCUUGCCCUAUUUGAACAGUAAUCUGCUGGAAGAACUCAACAGGUUGAGCAGCAUCUAUGGAAGAGAAGGAAUUGCCUAAGUAAGGCACUGCCUUGCCCUAUUUCACCUUGUGCUCUUACUCCUUUUGUUAUUUCACUCUCUUCCCUGCCAAACUUUGCUUCCCACCGUUCUCUGCUUGCUUUUCCGAAUUCUGGUGAAGCAUUAACUCAUCUUCCCUCAACACAGUAUCUCCAGCUUUUUCUGCUCUUGUUCUGUACUUCCAGGAUCUACAGUAUUUGCUUUUGUUAAAGCAUGCGUUCCCAUGUUUUCAAUGCUACAGAUUUAGAAAUAAACCCUGGUGUUUUUGUAGAAUUGACCAUCAGUGCUGACUUUUGGCGAUCAGUGGGUUUGAUUGAGCUGAUCCUGAUACACAGAUACAACCCACACUUGUGCACGGAUAAACUAAAUUUAUUAUGGCUACAAGACUCCCGAGGUUUCUAUAUUGCUACCUCAAUGCAUUCCCGGGAGAAACGGUGUUGAUGAGACCACAAUCUGCAGAGAGUAAGACCAUGCCUAAUGCAGCACCUUGAUAUCCAUCGGAUAGCUUGUGGUGAAACAUCUUUUCAUUGUCUCAUAAUGAGCAGAGAUAGUUAGAAAUGGGGGGGGGGGAUUUAAAUAAUGAAAAAUAGAAAAUGCUGAUUUCAAAAUACAAAACUGCCAGUAACUAAUUACGAACAUAAAUAUACAUUUAAUUACAGCAUAAAAGAAAAAGAAAAGAUUUGUACAUAUGAAUGAAAGCGUUCGGAACAAGAGUAGGACAUUUCAGGCGUGCCUGCCACAUCGUAACAUCAGAGCUGAUCAAAUUCUGGCUAAGUUCCAGCUAUGGUUGGAGUAACUUUGAUGAGCCAGAUAUGAAGCAGAGUUCUUUGGCUCAAUCCCUGUACUCUGGCACAUCGUGGCCUUGCCACUCCUUUUACAUCAUUACUGAACCUGUGGUUAGGUGGAAUCAUUGUGGACAGGGGUCCAGUAGAAUCACUUUAAGAUAGUGGCAGCAUUUUGAAUGUCAUUUAUUAGAUGGAAACCCAGGUGUGUGAACAGGUGCAUGAACUGGUGUGGGAAAUAAAGCCUACAGGGUUUACUGAUAAUUGCUGUUAACUUGUCAGUAGCAUUUAAAUCAAUGAAGGGAAGUUGGCUGGAAGCUAGCAUAUUGGUUGCUUUUUUUAGAAGUAUGACUGCCUCAAGGACCUUGGCUCCAUUGGGGUGUGAGUAGGAGGUCACAUAAAUCAGAUCUGUAUUUGAUUGUUAGCCUCACCACUGGUUUUAGAGCCCAUAGAUAAAGCUCAAGGUUAUGUGGUGGUGCUGUCAAAAUCCUCCCCAUGUUCAGCAUUGCUGGUGCAUUACAUUUAUAUCUAUGCGGAUUACUGGCAGCAAUGGUUUAUUGGAUUAACAUAAGAGGACAUAAAAUUGCAUCCAAUAUUGUCAACAUUAGUAGAGUGUUGAGAACACUUCAAUCAUAAGGUCUUCAGUUUUAGGUAUGUGAAAUGAAUGGUACAAAAUCUUGGGUUGUUUAAUGUGGAAUAUGGUCCCAGUAUACCCCUUUCUGGGUUUUCCUUUUACCAGUGGUUGAUUUAAGCGUUCAGGAAAAGAUCAAGCUGAAGAUUGAUUGUGUAUCAGUGUACUUUAGCAACAUAUGCAAGGCAGAUACUAUGGUUUCUUAUGUAUCUAUAUAGAUGGUUCAAAGAUCCAGUGACAGGUUGUUCAGGUGUUUCUGCUUAUGCCCCAAAAUUUCAGAUGACUAUUAAGAAAAGAUUAUUGAAUUGACUUUAUUACUUACAUUCUUCAUAUACAUGAGGAGUAAAAAUCUUUUGUGUUACGCCUCCGUCUAAAUGUGCAAUGUGCAAUUUAUAGUAAUUUAUAAUAAAUAGUAUGUAAAACAGGAUAGUCAAUAUAACAUAGAAAUAUGCAGCUGUAUCAGCAUGAGUUAAUCAGUCUGAUGGCCUGGUGGAAGAAGCUGUCCUGGAGCCUGUUGGUCCUGGCUUUUAUGCUGUGGUACCAUUUCCCGGAUGGUAGCAGCUGGAACAGUUUGUGGUUGGGGUGACUCGGGUCUCCAAUGAUCCUUCGGGCCCUUUUUUCACACCUGUCUUUGUAAAUGACCUGAAUAGUGGGAAGUUCACAUCUACAGAUGCACUGGGCUGUCCGCACCGCUCUCUGCAGAGUCCUGUGAUUGAGGAAAGUACAGUUCCCAUACCAGGCAGCGAUGCAGCCAGUCAGGAUGCUCUCAAUUGUGCCCCUACAGAAGGUUCUUAUGAUUUGGGGGCCCAUACCAAACUUCUGCAAUCAUCUUGUGCUGUUGUGCCCUUUUCACCACACAGCUGGUGUGUAGAGCACAUGAGAUCCUCAGUGACGUGUAUGCCAAGGAACUUAAAGCUGUUCACCCUCUCAACCCCAGAUCCAUUGAUGUCAAUAGGAAUGUAGCUUGUCUCCAUUCCUCCUGUAGUCCACAAUUAGCUGUUUUGUUUUUGCGAUGUUGAGGGAGAGGUUGCUUUCUUGAUACCACUGUGUCAGGGUGAUGACUUCUCUGUAGGCUGCCUCAUUAUUAUUUGAGAUUAGGCCAAUCAGUGUAGUGUCGUCAACAAAUUUAAUUACUAGAUUGGAGUGGUGGGUGGUGACACAGUCAUGGGUAUACAGAGAGUAAAGGAGGGGGCUUAGUACGCAGCCCUGAGGGGCACCUGCAUUGAGGGUCAGAGGGGCAGAGGUGAGGGAGCUCACUCUUACAAACUGCCAGUGAUCUGACAGGAAGUCCAGGAUCCAGCUGCACAAGGCAGGGUGAAGGCCGAGGUCUCUGAGCUUCUUGUCGAGCCUGGAGGGAAUUAUGGUGUUGAAUGCUGAACUGUAGUCCAAGAACAGCAUUCUCACAUAAGCAUCCUUCUCCAGAUGUGUAAAGACAGUGUAGAGAGCAGUGGCUACAGAGCCAUCUGUCGAUCAGUUGUAGGGGGUCCAGUGUGUGUGGUAGUAUGCUGCAUAUGUUGUCCUUGACACGUCUCUCAUGCUUAUUAUUGAGGACAUCAGUCAUACAGACAUGUUGCCUUGGUCUUUUUAGGUACAGUAUCAAUGGUGGAUGUUUUGAAGCAGGAGGGCACUCUACACUGGGAGAGGGAGAGAUUAAAAAUGUCUGUAAACACACCUGCCAUUUGUGCCAUGCACGUCCUGAGUACCCGCCCUGGGAUGCCGUCCGGUCCCGCAGCCUUGAGACUGUCCACUUGUUGGAAACACCUUCGUACUUCGGCCUCAGAGGUGACUAAGCUGCGGGUCGCAUCAGCUGACUAAAGUCUCCCCGAAGCUUCGUCAACACAUCUAGGUGAGCACACGGGGAGAUAGCAUACUCAACCACUGCUACUUACCCUUCCGCAACUCUUUCAAAAGUGCUCCUUCACCCCUCCAUUUGGAAAAUCGGAUCACUCCUCCAUCUUGCUGCUGCCAAAAUACAGACAGAAGUUGAAAUCAGAGGCGGCCAUAGUUACAACUGCCCACUGUUGGUCCAGCCAAUCAGCAUCCAUGCUGCAGGACUGUCCUGUACUCCAUGAUGUGGAUCUCUCCAAGUUCAUGGAUUGGGUCACAGGUUUCAUCUGGAAGUGCAGCAGUGAUGUUGUCCACUCAGAAACUGGUCAGGGUCUAUCCAAACCAGAAACCCUGGAUCAACACUUCCGUGUGAGCAGCACUUACCAUUCAACACAGAGCUUACAUUGCCGGUAAUUAGCAAGAGCUCACGAAACGCAGCUGCGAUCUGCGCAAAGUCAUCAAGGUAGCGAAACGAUAAUACAGGGACAAGAUCCAGAUACAACUUUCCACCAACAACACACGCAGCUUAUGGCAAGGUCUGCACACCUUCGCAGGCUUCAAAGCUAAAUGCAGUGGAGUUUCCAACAUCACUGCCUCUCUCCCAGCCGAGUUAAAUCAUUUUUACACUCAAUUUGAUGUUGCCAACAGUACUCAUGUCUGAGAUAGUUGCUGUCACGUUGAAAUGGGUCAAAGAAGUACGCCCUAAUUAUGUUCUUAGUUUUCACAUUCUUCUUGAGAUUGGACAACAUCUGUUGAGGCUGCAGGGUGUAGUCCAGGGGUGGGCAACCUUUACCACUGAAAGAGCCAUUUGGACCCAUCUCCCACAGAAAAGAAAACACUGGGAGCCACAAACCCCGUUUGACAUUUAAAAUGAAAUAACACUGCAUACUAUGUUUUUUUUUUGCCUUUAUGCUAUGUAUAAACAAACUAUAAUGUGUUGCAUUUAUGAAAUCGAUGAACUCCUGCAGAGAAAAUGAAAUUACAUUUCUGCAUGCAACAAAAACAUUUUGAAUUCUGAAAAAAAGACGUUGGGUUGAAGGUUACUUUUAAGUAAAAUACUCAGUGUCUAUUUGAGUGCUUCUUGUAUUUAUGAAAAACGCCGAACUUAAAUUGUCCGCCAGCAGCAAACCAAAAGUAACAUCAGCCAGCUGUCAACCUGCAAAAUAAAAGGACUAUUUCACUGAACAAUGAAAAAAUAUGAAUAUACGUAAAAUAAUAGGCAAUUAAAAUAUUUAUCAUAUUUGGUUAAUGGGAUUUCUGCUCCUGGACCUCAGCGCACAGCGUCUGCACAUCAGGGUUGUAUGAUGUCACCUUCACCUUUACACAGGAUCGCAAGCUGUCAUCUGUGAGGCGUGCGCGAUGUUUGUUUUUAAUAAAGUUCAUGUUGGAGAACACCUGCUCACAUACAUAUGUGGAUCCAAAGAUCGACAGGACUCCAAGUGCAUACUUUUUAAUGUUUACAUAAAUGUCGGGGAUAGCAUUCCAUGUUUCAAACACAAGUUUGUCCGGUUUAGGGAGGUUUUCAAUAUCACUCCAUUUGUGAUUUUGAGCAAGAACGGCCUUCUGACGGGCAACAUCUUCAAGGUCUGCUGUCAAGAGUCUAAGCUUGGACACCCAUAUGUCUUUGUCGGCUAUGUCGGCCAGUUCCAUCUCAAUAUCAGGUUGACUCACACCUGCCAAUGCAGUCGUAUUCAGUAGGGAUGGAUAGAUGCUUAGGGGAGUGACCGGGAAGGAUAAUGUGUUUUUUAUCUCUCUGAACUCACAGAAGCGUUUCACAAACGAUGUUUGCAUUGCGAUGAUUGCAGAAUGUAAAUACUCUGAAUUUAUCAUAUCGUGAGCUUGUUUGAACUCUCUCAAAUUGGGGAAGUGAGACAAUGUGCCUUUCUGUAAAUCUCUGGCAAGCACUGUCAACUUGCGCUGGAAUGCCAAAACAUCCUCCAACAUGUGCAGGGCUGUACGUCCUUUCCCCUGAAGAGCUGUGUUCAGCGUGUUCAGGUGCGCUGUCAUGUCUACCAUGAAGUGUAGCUUUUCCAGCCACUCUGGCUGUUCCAGCUCAGGAAAGGUGAGCCCUUUGCUGCCCAGGAAAGUUUUCACUUAUUCCAGACACGCGACCAAGCGUUUCAGCACCUCCCCUCUUGACAGCCACCAGACUUUUUUGUGCAGCAGGAGAUCAGAAUAUGCGCUUUCCAGCUCGUCCAGUAACAAACAGAAUUGACGGUGAUUUAAACUUUUUGCCAUUAUUUUCUUGACAAUCUGAAUGACAACAUCCAUUACUUCUGUGCAUUCCGGAGGAAAUGUUUGAGUGCACAGUGCCUCUUGGUGCAAGAUGCAGUGAAAAGUCAGCAGCUUUCUGUCCAGCGACUUCUGCAGUAAAACCACAAAUCCCUUGUGCGCUCCUGUCAUACUUGGUGCCCCAUCAGUAGCUACUGACACCAGGUGUGUGGUCUUUAUUACUUUGGCUCUUAAACAAUUCAAGACAGCCUCACAGAUGUCCUCUCCCCGUGUUUGGACUCUUAGAGGUAUCAACUCAAUCAUUUCUUCCUGUGGCCCGGCAGAGUUUACAUACCGGCAGAACAGCGCUAUUUGUUCAAUAUCACCUUUGUCUUUAGACUCGUUACAGGCAAUCGAGUAGGCCACAGCUGAAUUGAUGUCUUUAAUUUACUGUCUUCUGAUGUCUUCUGCCAUUUUUAUGGUUCUGUCUUUGACAGUCUUUGCAGAGAGGGGCAUAUCCCUGAUUUUCUGCGCAAUUUCACUCUUGUUUUUCAAGUCCGUGAAUAGAUGUUCUGAAAUCUUAAUGAAAGAUUCUUUUAUAUAUUCACCAUCUGUAAACUGCUUCCCGUGCCUGACUAUUUCCUGAGUGGCAUCAAAACUAGCAUAUGUCGUUGAUUUUCCAGACAUCAUCCACUUCUUGAAAUGAUUUUUGCUCAGAUCAACCUUCCGCAUCAGUCCUGAAACGGCUUUUUUUCUCUCAUCUCCAUCCGGAUAUUUUUGAGCAAAGGCUGCGUGUUUAUUCUGGAAAUGUCUUGCGACUUUUGACUUUUUGUUGUUUGCUAGCUUCUCAUUGCAUAUUAAGCAUACCGGUAAACCAGUCUCGUCAGCAGUGAAAGCAAAUGAAUCUGCCCACUUAUCAUUAAACGUUCUAUUUUCUUCAGUCACUUUUCUUUUUUUAGAAUUCUCCAUAGUUAGCCUGCCUUGGAUCGAAAAGUUAAAGAAAUCGCGCACUGGUGGGUGUCAGGCAUUGGCGACGAAUAUUAAUAGCGACAAAAAACACGUUUUAUUUAGAUUGUACAAGAUCACCAUAAUCUUCAAAUUUAGAAUUACAUUUCAAAAACUAACAAACAUAAAAUACAUUUUAAUUAAAUAUUUAUUUUCCAUAGGGAGCCGCAGCACGGAGAUGAAAGAGCCACAUGCGGCUCCGGAGCCGCGGGUUGCCGACCCCUGGUCUAGGCUGUAUAUCCAUUUCAUAUGGGUCUUUGUUCAUGUAGGGGUCGAAGGAAAUGAAAUGGCAGACAAGCAAUCACUUAAAAUUAACGAUGUAAGUGAGUGGUGCCUUUUCGUGAAGGGGAGGUGAAAGCCCUAAUUAAAGGAUCUAUUUGAUCACUGUGACAACAAAGUUGGGAUAAGGAAAAGAAAGGACAUUUAUGUAAAAUUCAAAGGAUGGUAGGAAGUCAACUGGGAGAUGGUUAUAACAGGAGGGAAGAAAUUGUACUUGCACAUUUACAUAUUGGAUGUACUAGGAUGAAUAGUUCCUUGACUGGAAUUAAUAUGGAUGAUAUGUGUAUUUCUAGGGUGUGUACUUUUCAAGAAAUGGUGCAGUGUAUAUUGUUUGAAUAGUAGAAUACAUAAGUGCAAAGUCUAGGCAAGUGUGCAAAAAAGCAGAGUGACUUUAAUCCGCCAUACCAAAUACAGCUAUAAGCGGGCAAGGUCUCAGUGUCACCCCCAAAACCUCACUGAUAAUUUUAAAAACCAGUGCCCACUAGCCAUCAAGCCGAGGGUAAGACCAAAUUCCAUGCACUAAACCAGUUGGAGAGAAGGAACACCUGUCACAGCCAGCAUCUGUCCGGGGAUAUAUGUCAGCAAGCCAGGCUUUACUUGAAUGUACCCUGUGUAAAACUUUAAAUUGUAUGAGCCCCAGUCUAGCACAUGAUAACGAGGAAUGAACCUUAUUCAAUGCUUUUGUUGCUUUUGUCCAAUAUUCCUCAGCCAGAUCCAUACCAAGGUCAUCCUCCCACCUAGUCUUAGUUUUGUUUAGAUCUUGAACUCCCAAAGACAUCAGCUGAGAGCACAGUGCAGAGAUCAGCCCUUUAUUAUUAAAGCGAAGAGUGAGUUUCUCCCACAACAUAACAGGUGGUAGAUCAGGAAAAGAGGGAAAUUUUUCCUUGACAAAGUGGUGAAUCUGCAGGUAUUUAAAAAAAAUUAUUAUGCAGAAGGCCAUAUUUACUGCACAGGUUAUCAAAACUAUCAAAUAUGUUAUCAGUGUACAAAUCCUUCAAACCCCAUUGUCUAAAAAUUGAAUCGAGUGUAGAGGGGAGAAAUAGAUGGUUUCUAUGAAUGGGACCCAAAACUGAAGCCGAUAUGAACUUACUGUGGCAGCGAAAUUGUUUAAAAAUUGAGGGUGGAGAACACGACCGGGUUAGAUGUGAAUUGAGAGGAUUUCAAUGGCAAGGAAGAAUACACGAAAGCUGGGAGAGACGAGGUGUGGCAAGACCAUGUCUCAAGCAGGCACCAGUUUAUAUCUGUCCAGUGGAGCCAAAAUAAUACCUUUUGAAUGUUUGAUGCUCAGUAAUAAUGAUUAAAACUAGGAAGGCCCAUUCCACCUACAUCACGACCUCUUUGGAGAAUGCACUUAUUAAUUUAGGCCCUUAUUUUCCCCAAAUAAAGGUGGUUAUAGCUUGGUUGAUUGAUUUGAAAAAUAACUUGGGUAAGAAAACUGGCAAGCACUGGAACAAAUAAAGAAAUCUGGGAAGUACAGUCAUUUUCACUGAUUUUAUUCUCCCAGCUAUAGUAAGGGGUAAACUGCGCCAUCUCUCAAAAUCAGCCUUCAUUUAGCUAACCCGAGGCCUGUAGUUAGCUGCAGAGAUGUAAAAGAGCAAGUAACGUGUAUUCCUAGGUAUACAAAAUCCUUGAGAUAAAGGAAAAGGCAAAGAUUCCUGUUGGAUCCGUAGGGCCAAGUUAUUAAUGGGAAAGCAUUUGCUUUUUUGAAAGUUCAGUUUAUAGCCAGAGAAAGCUCCAAAUUGCCCUGAAAAUGACAUAAUGGCAGGAUUGCUACCUACAGGGUCGUUAACAUAAAGUAAGAGGUCAUCCGCAUACAGGGAUACACGGUGUUCCAUGUCCCCUCUCCUAACGCCUUGAAAUAAUGUAGUUGACUUAAAUGCAAUAGAAAGAGGCUCAAAAGCAAUUGCAAAAAGAAGCGGGGACAAUGGGCAGCCUUGGUGAGUGCCACGUGUUAAUGGGAAAUAGUCAGAUCGAAAAUAAUUCUUCUGUAUAUACGCUAAAGGGGAGUGAUAUAAUAGCUUAACCCAGGCUACAAAUACUCUGCCAAAUCCAAAUUUCUCCAAAACACUAAACAAAGAUACCCACUCCACUAUCAAAUGCCUUCUCCACGUCCAAGGAGACAACAACCUCCGGACUUGGAGAAUCACAGGGUGAAUAAACCACAUCAGCCAGUCAACGGAUAUUAAAAAAAGAAUGGCAAGUUUUAAUAAAAGCCUGUUUGAUCAUCUGAGAUUAUCUUGGGAAGGGGGUUUUCUAAACGGCACGCAAACACUUUAGCCAGAAUUUAGCCAGAGAAGUGAAACACAUCCUGUGAAAGAGUAGAGGGUAAGGAACCAUCCUCCAAAGAUUCCUGAAACACUUCUAGAAGAACCAGUAUGAGCUUAUCCUUAAAUUUCUUAUAAAAUUCUAUCAGAGAACCAUCAGGACCUGGGGACUUACCACUCUGCAUAGCCAUAAUGGCAUUAUUAAUCUCUUCCUGCCCAAGAGUCUGAUCUAAAUUCUCCACCUCCUCUGGUUCAGGAGCUGGUAUUUCCAAAUUAUCUAAAAAUUGUUCCAUAUUUGUUAUCUCUGAGGUAUACAGAGAGGAAUAGAAAGUUGCAAAGAUGUUAUUAAUCUCUUUUGGAUUGCUUGUCAAGUUUUGGUGCGUGUCUCUUAUCUGGGGAAUAAGUUGUGAUGCAGCUUGACGCUUCAACUGAUAAGCCAUAAGCCAGCUCGCCCUGUUACCAUAUUCAUAAUAGAGGCUCAAGAAUUAAUUGUUCUGAUAGGUUUGUAGAUAGAAGAUUAAAGUUUGCUUGCAAAUCAACCCGGCUUUUAUAUAAUUCCGCAGUGGGUGCCUCAGAAUAUUACCUGUCCAGAUCCAAAAUAGAUUGCAAUAACACUUGCAUUUCCUUCCUAUGCUCUUUAUUGGCAUGUGAAGUACAAGAUAUUAUUUGACCCCUCAAGUAAACUUUUAAAGUUUCCCAAAGAGUGUGAUAACGACUCAGUUUUGUUAGCCUCGAAGAAUGUGUCAAUGUUAGCCAAUAUAUAACUACAGAAUUUCUCAUUGGAAAGCAAAAGGGGGUUAAGUCUCCACAGAGGCCCUUCUCUGAUGUUUAAAGGAAAACAUAGGUUCAGUUUCACAGGCGAGUGAUCAGAUAUAAUUAUAGCAGUGUACUCAACUUGUCUAAUCAUUGGUAUCAAGGAACUAUCUAUAAAGAAAUAGUCUAGCCUGGAAUAGGAGUGGUGAACAUGAGAAAAGAAAGAAUUGCCUAACUAAUGGAUUCAGAACGCUCCAAGUAUCAUAUAACCAUUUUGUUGCAUAAACAUCGCGAAGGCCUUUGCCAUACCAUAAAAUGUUCUCCUAGAGGUAGACCUAUCAAGCUGUGGGUCAAUAGCACAGUUCAAAUCUCCUGAAAAGAUCAGCUGGUGUGUAUUCAGGUUCGGUAUUAAUGACAAAACCUUAUUUGCAAAGUGGAUGUCAUCCCAAUUAGGGGCAUAAACACUUACCAAAAUGACAGGUAUCUGAAAGAGAGAUCCAGAGACUAUAAUAAAGCGACCAUUAGGGUCACUGAUUACAUCAGAUGGUGUAAACUGCAUUCUUUUGGUGAUUAAUAUUGCCACCCCCCGGACCUACUAUUAAAUCUGGAAUGGAAAACGCGACUAAUCCAUGCUUUUAUUCUAUUAUGGUCUUCCACUCUUAAAUGUGUCUCUUGUAGAAAUAGUAUAUCUGCUUUUAAUUGUUUCAGAUGAGAGAAAACUUUAGCUCUUUUAACAGCACCAUUGAGCCCCUUUACAUUCCAAGAAAUAAACCUCACAGGGUGGCCUCCGUCAGCAGCACUCGUGUUAACCAGAUUAGGAGACACACAGGGCCCACAAUCCAAAACAGUGCGAGGGCACGAGCUAUACACAAUAACACACAAUGAAAAGAAAGUCUGGCCAAUCUGUAACACACAAAAGAAUAAGCUGCCAUGGUGAUCCCCCAAAACACUCCCCCAACACCCCUUUACACAAACAAGCAAAAACAAUUACCACCCCCCCCCCCAAACCUAGAUCUACCUCCCCACAGGCAUUACCAAACAAAAAACUUCCAAAGUGUUCCCCAUACAACCAAAACUUUAAUCUAAUCUAGGCUGGCUCCCCUCCUUAAAAUUUAUAGCAACACUUUUAAUAUAUAUAGGCUAAAGAUAACACAGGUCAAACAAAGCAUUAAAAACAAAAAAAAAACUAGGAAACUAAAUGCCAGAGAUACAAAUACCAAAUAUUUACAUUUUGCUGGUUGAAAGAUUUUAUUAAUCAGAUUCCGCAGCAUAGCAGUUCGACCCAAUCGUCUUCCACAAAUUAAACUGGAAAAAAUGAACAAAGAAGUGAAUCAUAAAAAUUAACUGUUUGCCUCGGCAGGAGAUCCCUUCAAUGCUGCAUGAAUAACCUAAAAAAAGUCACUGCUCUUCUCAUUCUUCUCCCCAGCGCAAAUGGUAAUACUCUUUGGCCACCUCUGGUAUACUGAAAUAAUGCUUUUUACCUUCAUGGAUGACCUGGAGCCGGGCCAGAUACAUGAGGCUGAACCUGACCCCUUUCUCAUAAAGCAGGGAUUUCACCUCCUUGAAUGCUGCUCAUUUUUUCCCCAGCUCUGCACUAAAAUCUUCAUGAGAAAACGCAAUGUCCGUGGAUAUACAGCUCCUGCUUCCGUCUACAGAUGAUGCGUUGCUCAUCUUGAAAGAAGUGAAAGAGAACCAAGAACGUUCUUGGUCUCGUUUGCUUGGCUUCAAAGACACCGGAUGGUUUAGGCCUGACUUGAUGAGCACAUGAAAGUACGGGAGGCCUUGGGAAGAAAUUUGUCCCCAGCCCUUCGUCAAAAAACUCGGUCAUAAAUUUAAACCUUCCAAAUUUUCAGGAAUGCUGACCACUCUCAAAUUGGAUCUCUGCAACCAAUUUUUGAGGUCAUGUAGCUUUCCCUUCAGAAAUGCGUUUUCGCUCUGCAACGCUGCAAUGGCGGCUUCGGUGCUCGCCAGUCGGUCACUAUAAUCAUUCAGGCAAUCUUAAGACAUAAUUUGUUCCAUGGCAGCAUUCACUGGUGACAAAGCAUCUUCAAGUUCUUUCUCGGGCAGUAUGCACUACUUGCGUCAUGUCAGUAAGAAGUACUAAGCGAAGCCUCUCCAGGUCAUCGGGUAGCACAGGUCCAGCAUUGUGCAACGGCGCCAUUACCAUAACAUCAGCUUUCUUGCUCAAGGCUUUGCUAUCUUUUUCCCCGGUUUUCCUUCGAAGGUGCAUUUUAUUUGCCAUGUCAGUGUCCAGCAAUGUCCCGGGUUGUUCACAGUGUUGAAUUUUCAGUUAUCUUGAGCAUACGGCAAAGAUAAACAGCUAGAUUUUCAAUAAAAAUUGGGAGCCACACUCUCAUGCACCUACUCACUCCAUGCACAACUCAAGAGUCCUCACGUAGAGACUUUCUGAUGUGUAUUCAAAAUGGCUUUCAGCAUUCCAUCCAGGAAGCAGUGAGGAAGAGGAUGCACAGUAUUAGAUCAAAUAAAAAGCCAGCUUAAUUGUGCUUGAGCACUUAUCUUAUCAUGAUCAUAAUUUCACAUGCAGUGCUGUGUACACACAUCUACUGACGCCUCUGGACACAUCUUCAGUGAUUUUCCUGGAAUCAUCGGGUCUUUCAACAUCAUACACCCUCCUGCAGGUGACCCUGCCGGGGCUGAUCAGAACCCAGCUUGUGUCCAGAUGGCUAGCUGCUUAUGACUCCAUGGCUCCCCUCUUCUGAGCCACAGCCACCUUGAGGCCCUCUCUGCCACUUCCGUGGUACUGCGGAUGUCUCUCCUCUUCCUCUCUCCUUCAAUGCCCAAAUUGCUGAAGGCUCUGGCUAAGGAACGGGCUGCGAAUCCUCUACAUCCAACCUCCACUGGGCGACACCUCGCUCUCCAUCCGGCCUGCAGGCAGUUGCUGACCAGUCCUGCGUACUUUCCUUUCAAAGGCUUCUUCCAAGUGAUCUUCCCAUGGGACUGUCAGUUUCAUCAUCACCAUUCGCUUCGUAGACUCAGACACAAUGACAGUGUAUAGUUGCAGGGUGGCGGCUGCAAUAUGGUUGGGGAACUUCAGCUGCCGUUCAAGGUCCACCAACAGCUGCCAGUCCCUUGCAGAGGUCAGGAUGUCUGCAGAUGUUCUUUUGGUGGAUAUUGGCCUCUUUCCCAGCUCUGACAAAGGCAAUGGUCUGCUUGGAGGGUCGGGACCGCUUCGCCCACUCCACUCCUGAGCUGAUGGCUUCAGCGAUGGUCUUCAGGACCUGAUCAUGCCUCCAACGGUACCGUCCCUCACCAAGUGCCCUUGUGCAGCCGCUGGGGAUUCCUCGCUUGGAGCACAGCGGGCACACUGAUGACUCUGCCCCAUGCGUGCAGGUUUGAUGGGCUUGGAAGCACAUCGUACACCGCCUGGGUGAGAAAUUGGAUGUGGUAUGGUUCGACUUUCCAAAGCUCAGCCCAGGUCACUUUCCUCUCCACCACAUUCUCCUGUCUUGUCCAAGCACCCUGUAGCUUCAUUUCUACCGCCUUGCAGGUUUUCAUCUCUUCCACUGCUGCUCUCACCUCCUCCUGAACUAGGCGACAACUUUCCUUCCCUCUGAUGGUGUCCAUUUGGGGAGCUGGAAAGGAUCCUGGCCCAGCUGGGCCUCAUGUGACCACUCCCACCAGCCUCCUGUGACGCAGCCUUUCCUCUGCUUCCUGAACAGCUUCCUCCACCCUCCAUUUCCUGCCAGUCCUCACUUGGAUCCCUGCUCGAGCCAGCUUCGGAUCACUUGAGUCCCUGUACUGUACCACUUCUCUGGCUCUUGUUACCUUGAAUUCCUCCUCCAAGGAUUUGAAGGGCCUUUGCAGUUUGUUGUGGUGUCGAUAGAGUGUGAUGCUGCUCAGGCUCCUCGGCAGCCCCAGCCAUCUCCUGAGGGGCUUACUGACCCUCCCCUUUAAGGUUUCGACUGUCGAGAUCGGAACUGCACAGACGAGAAGAGGCUCACAGGAUUCUGGGAAGAAUGUUAUGUUGAUACACCCAGGCUUUAAACUUCCCAGGUAGGCCAGACUUGUCCACAGAUUUCAGCCAGCCAUCCAUCUGGUGCAGGUGGCAUGAAUGGAUGCCGUGUCCCUUAGAGAGCUGUCAAAAACCUUACCUGACCCCUUGACUGGCUUUUCUGUGAUGGGAUGGCUGUGCCUGCAAUGCUGAACCGGAACCCCCGCCUUCCCUUUCCUCGGCACCAUUGAUCUUGAUUUGGCUGGUUUGAAACACAUCCCGGCCCGCUCCACCAGCUUUUCGAGCCCCUGCAGAAUCCACCGGCAGCCUGGGACUGAUUCUGUGGUGACUGUGAGGUCAUCCAUGAAUACUCUGAUGGGUGGUUGCUGUUGAAUGGAAUUCAUUCUGGGCUCUCUGCACUCUGUUUCAGCAGACUGAGUGAGCAUGUUCAUGUCUAGGGAGAACAGUGUCACUGAGAUAGUGCACCCUGUCAUGAUGCCGAUCUCCACCUUGUGCCAGCUCGAUGUAAUUGCUCCUGAAGAGACCCUCAUCCUGAAGUUGCUGUAAUAAUCAGCGAUAAGGUCUCUGAUUCUGCUGGGGACGUGAUGUUUAGUCAGUGUGAGCUGCACCAGCUUGUGCGGAAUGGAGCCAUAUGCAUUUGCCAGAUCGAGCCAAAACACUGACAGGUUGCCCUUAUUCUCCCUGAUGAGCUGUGUCACCACUCUGGUAUGCUCCAGAUAGCCUGGCAUCCCUGAAAUGCCACCCCUCUGGACUGAGGUAUCGAUAUAGGUGUUCUUUGCUAGGUAGGUGCACGGCUGAGUGGAAACUGUGCUGAAGAAGAUCUUCAGCUCGACACACAGCAGAGAAAUGAUAUGGAACUAGUCUGUCUGGGUGUUGUUUUCCUCCUUCGGAAUCCACACCCCUUCAGCCACUCUCCACUGUUCUGGGAUCUUCCCCCUUCUCCUGAAGAUUUGCAGCAUCUUCCACAGACACAACAGGAGUUGGGGGCAGUUCUAGUACACUUUGUACGAGGUGCUACUUGAUCCUGGAGCCGAGCUUACCCUUGCUUUGCUGACGAUGUCUCCGACCUCCUUUAGCUGCAGCUCUGACAUGUUGAACUGCACAUCUGGAUCGGGGAGUCUGUUGGGGUGUUGCACUCCCCCAGCUCCUGCUCUCUUUCAGGAUCAUUGUAAAUCUUCAGAUGUUGGUCGGUGUCUUCCUGCAAACAGGUCAGUUUCCCACUGCGCCUCUGCCCCAGCAACUCCUUGCUAGACUUGAAGGGGUUGGCAAUAAAGGCAGCAUGUUUUUGGGCCCUUUCAUGACGCCGUCUCCGAUGCCACUCUGCCCGGCGGUAUAGUAUUUGAAAGAUAAAAAAUAGGAAAUCUGUUAAUGUUCUGAAUUUAUGUUAGACUGACUUUCAUGCAAUGAGGCUGGAGGCUGUUCACUAGACGUCUUCUGAUGAAUACAGUGUUCAUUGGGGGUAUUCCUGAAAAGUGAAAUGCUACACAGCUUUCCACCCUCCAUUUCUUCUGCCUACCUACACUUCUUUCACUUCUCUAUCUUUCUCCUCAAUCUCCUGUCAUCACCCUCUUUCCCCUCUCCCUUGUUCACCCUUACCCCAAUUCACAUCAUUCUUCCAUUGUGCUCACAAUAGACCUCCCUUCCCUCCAUUUCUCUUACUUCCUCCAAGCUCCUUUGCCCACCGAACCUCCUGAACAUGUUGACCCCACCCAUUCCCCAACUCUUGGCUCACAGCAGCCCUCUCAUGUGCCUACUGCUCACCCUGACUCUUCUCCCACUACCCAAUCGCAGUCACACCAAGCAAGCUUUGCUCUUCUUCCUCUUCCAAGCCCUGAGAGAUGAGAGACUAUUGGGGAGGGAGGGAGCCACAAGACGAGGGAGAGGUUGAGCUGCUUGAGUUGCAUCCACCCAAGCAAUCACUGUCUGGAGAUGGUGGAAAGUCUUUGGAAUAACAGGAAGUGUAUCACUUAACUGCAGGAUACCUUUAUGACUCGCUACUUGACACUUCAGCUAGAAGCUCAAGACCAUUCAGGAUGAUGCAGCCUGCAGAAAAAGCCUUCCAUCCACACUCCCAGUUUCGUUUUCUCCACUGCCAGUACUCUGUGGUUCCUUAGCAUGCCACCUGCAAAAUCCAUUUCUUGCCUACACCACCAAGUGUGAUUUUGGGUCUGAGGUUGAUGGAUAUUUGUUGGAUGUCAGGGGACAUACAACUAAGUUGGGGAGAUGUGUUUAAUUGAUGCGGUUUGUGGAUUUGACUCUAGUUCAUGUUAUUAUGUGUUUCUGGUCACACCUUUUUGUUGGUAUUUUGUGCCAUUCUGAUCGGGACAGACUAGCUCUGCAGCCUAAGUUUAAUGAAUGACACAGCUAGACUGAACUAAACUGAGCUGAACUGAAUACACCUGGUCUGGUUGAAUGAUUUGUGGUUGGUGUUUUAUUUUCUUUGUUUUUUGCUUAUGUGUUUUUUUUUGCAGUUUGCGCGUUUUGUGCGAAGGAGGUUUAAUUUUUUUUCUCUUUAAAAGGGUCCCAUGGCUUUUCUUUCUUUGUUUUGUGGCAGUUUGAGAGAAGAUAAGUCCCAGGGCUGUGUACUACAUACAUAUUUUGAUAAUAAAUAAAUGUACUUUGAACCUUU